This is a messenger RNA of Auanema sp. JU1783, 1656 nucleotides long. The record is from the annotation of a GenBank genome assembly. NCBI's taxonomy places the organism in Eukaryota, Metazoa, Nematoda, Chromadorea, Rhabditida, Rhabditidae.
AUGAUCAUUUUGCUCUUUGUAUUCAUUCAAUUACUCACUCAACCAGCUCAUCUUCUUAAUCAUUCAACAGUUGACUCGAUAAACAGAAGUUCAAGAUCUUUGCCACUUCAACCAGGCUAUGUAACAGCUUCACCACAAUCACAUUCUGUUAAUUCGUCAUAUGAAACUGAUCACAUUACGAAUAUUCAAUCAGAUCCCACACAAAUCGUCGUGUUCACAACCAAAAAUGGUCCCCAUGAUAAGCUGAGGAUAAGAAUUGAAUUAACAGAUUUGAAGGAAAAUCGUAUAAUAACACCAAUAGACCUUCAGGGCAUCUGGUUGAUGAUUAGUCGAGGGAAAUAUACAAUUCCUUUCUUGAAGCCAGAUCAUUGGUAUGGAUUGUAUUUUCGAAGUGAAAAUAUUAUUAAUAAUAGACCAAUUUCACAUGUGGAAGAACGUUUAAUUAAAACAGCUUCGCGACAAGCAAACUCUUCCACUCCAACAAAUCCUUUGUUUGAUGUGAAAAUGCACAGAAGCCUGGAUGGAGAAGUGAACACGGAAGGAUUUUAUGUGACUGCGAGAUGGUUACAUGCUGUCAACAGAGUUAAUGGAAGUGAUGUGGUUGUUGAUGUAAGUGUUGAUUGUUUACAUUCAAAGUCAUCUGAAAAAAUCCGACUACCGUACUAUGAGGACAGUGUUACUGUAGAAAUUAGAGUAGAUCAUCGAUAUGAGUUAGAGAAUUUGAACAAGACAUCUCAUCAAGUGAAAGCUCACAUAACUCCGACAGUUUGUAAAAGAAUUUGUUGGAAGAAGAGCAUCGAAAUGGUUUCGGCUAAGAACAGAUUUGCGCAAGAGUUCGGAACAGAGUGUAAAGACAUCGAAGGAACCACUAGUGUCACCUAUCUCAGGAAUCUGAAGCAUUAUACCGUUGAAGGAAACUCCGACAGAGAACUGGUGAUUGUGACAGAGUCUGUGGAAAACACUGAAGAAGCUUUUAUCACUAUCCAAGCAUUACGUAUAGAUCAAUCAAACGCUUCAGAUGUCGUUUAUCGUACAUUCAAUACGAAGAAUACGAAUGGAGAGUUUCGCAUUCCAUUGGAUAAUGAUGCUGUUUAUGCUGUUCAGUAUGAGUAUACAAAGAUCAAACCUUUCCACUAUACGGAGAAGGAGCAUUUUGUUGUUGAAACUCCAGCAGUCAACUCUUCAAGACCAUCACAUGUGCCAAUAGAAAUAGAAUUUCAUCCUCAGGCAGUUGACGAGCAUACGAAGUUAGAGGAAGUGAAACCAGAAAUCGUCUUGAAGAGAGGAUUAAGCUAUGACGUACAUUUACAUUUGGAGUCAUUCUGUGAAAAUGUGGAAAAGGAUGUUCUACUGACGAAUGAGCAGCCAUCAUAUCAUAUAGAUGCUCAUUCAGUUCUAUGCUCUUCACCAUCAAAGUAUCCUUUCUGUUCAUCUAAUAUCACAAAUGCAUGCUCUUCCACCAUUCUAUGCUAUUCAAAUGCAAUUAUGAUGAAAAACGAUUUAGAUACUUCUCAAACAGUUCCAGAAAGAUAUUCAAGUGACAUAAGAUGUUUGAAUGUCACUCAGCAUUUCAAUCUUCCUUCAUUUUCAUCAAAAAUUCCUAUUUCCCUCAAUAUCUUUACGUUCAUGUACGGUUUUACCUUCUAUUAUUUAUAA